Molecule: messenger RNA, 1903 nt
Organism: Gavialis gangeticus (Gharial)
Lineage: Eukaryota; Metazoa; Chordata; Crocodylia; Gavialidae
Gene: BSPRY
Product: B-box and SPRY domain containing
Exons: 6
Coding region: 168-1112 (314 amino acids)
Molecular function (GO): protein binding
Source: RefSeq, a predicted model, not a curated record
GGCUUAUGAUACCUUCUCACUGAACACUUGAGCAAGAGAAACAGCAGUUUAAUGAACCACUGAAUUGCUACAGACUAAGAAUAUAGUAUGUGUUCAGAAGACUUAAGAACAAAAUCGUGGAUCAGUGCGAGAAGCUGCAGCUGCAGAGUGCCACGAUUACCAAGUACAUGGCAGAGGUGCUGCCAGGGAAGAACCAAAGCACGCUGAGUGCAGCGAGCUGGGCCCGAGAAACAGUGAUUCAGAGACUGAUCUUCGUGAGAAAUGUGUGUGAGAAUGAAGAGCAGAGGCUGCUGGAGAAGGUACACGCAGAAGAGGAGAGGACUCACCAGAGCAUCCUGACCCAGCGAGCACAUUGGACUGAGUCCUUGCAGAAACUGGCCACACUCCGGACCUACCUGGUGGACAUGAUCACCAACCUGGAUGACCGUGGCCUUGUGCACGCAGAGCAGGAGAUCUUCGAGAGGACGGAGGCAGCAGAGGGGAUCUUGGAACCGCAGGAGUCGGAGAAGUUAAACUUUAAUCAGAAGUGUGUUCAGAGUCCACUAUUGCACCGAUUAUGGGCUUCCGCUGUUCUCUGCUGUACAACAGGUUCAGAAGAAAUUUGUGUGGAUGAGAAAACUAUCAGCCCCCGCCUGGCCCUGUCAGAAGACAAGAAGACCUUAACAUUCAGCCCCAAAGCAAAGACCUACCCAGACUGCCCUGACCGCUUUGAUCACUGGCCCAAUGCCUUGGCUGCCAAGGCCUUCCACAAAGGGAUCCAUGCCUGGAGGGUCAGCGUGGAGAAGAGCUGUGCGUAUAAGCUGGGGGUUUCCUAUGGCUCCUUGCAGCGCAAAGGGUCUGGAGAUGAAGCCCGGCUGGGCUACAACAGCUGCUCAUGGGUGUUCUCCCGCUACGACAAGGAGUUCAGGUUCUCACAUGACAGUCAACAUCAGACUGUGGAGCUGAUCAAGUGCCCCACGCAGAUUGGGGUCCUGGUUGACCUUGAUGGGGGAGAGGUUCUGUUUUAUGACCCUAACUCCUGCAUCAUCCUUCACUCCCACCGAGAAACCUUCACUGAGCCCAUCUAUCCCGUCCUGGCUGUGGCUGACCAGAGUAUCUCUCUUGUACAGUGAGCAGGCCUGGCAGGACAGAUGUUCAAGCUCCUGCUUUGUGGGGAAAACCAAAGGAGCUUUCCCCACAUAUGUAAAGCACAGAACAGACCCCAGAAGUAUCUUCUUUGGUGGCAAGUAGCCAGGAUGGGAUUGGUAGCCUAAGUGCACUGGCACUUGGUUGAAUCCUGCCUUCACCCCAGAUACCUGCUCUUCAUUUGUUUUUCAGCUGUGGUUGAUGGCUACUCCGCAAGCAUGAUGAUCCAAUCAGUCGUGCACCCACCUUACAGUAGUUCCACCUAAACCCGUUUUUCUUAGAAAGUAAUGGGAGAUGGUAUUAAAAGAUGUGAGGUGUCUUGCAUCCAGGACUUGCCAAGCCCCUCCACCAUCCAUGAGGCCUGUCACCUUGUCUGAGAAGGUAACUAGGUUGGCCAGGUAUGAGUUGCUAUUGACACAUCCGUGUUGGCUGUUACUUAUCACCUCCUUAUUCUCUGGACACUUACAGACUGAUUGAUGAAAUGCUUCAGUGUUAUUCCAGGCAUCCAACUUAGACUGCCCUACUUGUCAUGCCCAUGGUCAUCUUCAUUUAAAGCUGGGGACUAUAUUUGCCCCUUUUCUAAUGUUCUGGGCCCCCACUUGAAUUCUUUGUUUUGUUUCACCCUGACCCUUUCUGUGCUCUGUUCUGUGUCCGCAAAGUGUAGUUGUUGUCCCAGCAGAAAGCAUUGGUGCAGUGACCUUGGGGACCCUGCCACCUGCCUACUUGGGGAAAAAUUAUGCAAGAAACAAGUGAAGGUGCCUAUGCUGGAAGAUGAAUU